Molecule: messenger RNA, 447 nt
Organism: Globicephala melas (long-finned pilot whale)
Lineage: Eukaryota; Metazoa; Chordata; Mammalia; Artiodactyla; Delphinidae
Product: lysozyme-like protein 1
Biological process (GO): fusion of sperm to egg plasma membrane involved in single fertilization
Cellular component (GO): sperm flagellum; acrosomal vesicle
Molecular function (GO): lysozyme activity
Source: RefSeq, a predicted model, not a curated record
AUGAAGGCUGCUGGUACUUUGGCCCUGAUGGGCUGCCUGAUCACAGUCGUUGAACCCAAAAUCUACACUCGCUGUAAACUGGCAAAAAUAUUUUCGAGGGCUGGCCUGGACGAUUACCGGGGCUUUAGCCUUGGAAACUGGAUCUGCAUGGCCUACUACGAGAGCCACUACAACACCACUGCUCAGACUGACCUGGAGGACGGGAGCACCGACUAUGGCAUUUUUAAGAUAAACAGUUACACGUGGUGCAGACGUGGGAAGCUGCAAGAGAAAAAUCACUGUCAUGUGGCCUGCUCAGACUUGAUCACUGACGACCUCACAGAUGCAAUUAUCUGUGCCAAGAAAAUUGUUAAAGAGACAGAUGGGAUGAACUACUGGCAAGGCUGGAAGAAGCAUUGUGAGGGCAAAGACCUGUCUGGGUGGAAAAAGGGAUGUGAGGUUUCAUGA